Ananas comosus (pineapple) is the source of this 345-nucleotide messenger RNA. Its product is annotated as 21 kDa protein-like. Bases 1 to 345 code for a protein of 114 amino acids. Lineage: Eukaryota; Viridiplantae; Streptophyta; Magnoliopsida; Poales; Bromeliaceae. Gene Ontology annotation, biological process: negative regulation of catalytic activity. The record is from RefSeq and is a predicted model, not a curated record. Gene Ontology annotation, molecular function: enzyme inhibitor activity. The transcript has a single exon.
AUGGCCGCCGGCGGCGGCAUGAGCCGGGGGGAGGCGGCCGCCGUGCGCGACUGCGUCGACAUGCUGGGGGACGCUGCCGACGAGCUCAGAGAGUCCGCGGAGGAGAUGGAGCGCAUGAAAGAAGGCCGCGGCAGCGGCACGCAGGAGGCGGAAAGGUUCGAGAUCAGUAACGUGCAGACAUGGGUGAGCGCCGCGCUCACGAACGACGACACCUGCUUGGAGGGGUUCGGCGGCGAUCUCCCAAGCAGUGUCAGUGAAUUAGUCCGUAGUCAAGUUGUGAACGUCGCGCAGCUGACUAGUAACGCUUUAUUUUUCAUCAAUAAGUUGGCUUCUUUCGAACCGUAA